AUGAGCACGACCGGUGAAAAUCAUACAGACUCUACAUCCAGACCUAGCCCGGCCCCCAGUGCCACGGGCUCAACGGGGACCUCAGGAAUCACGGUGCGAGCCGGCCCCAACGGACACAUGAGUUUCAGAAGGCAACGUGCGUCGCGCGCUUGUGAGACGUGCCACGCUCGUAAGGUUCGUUGCGAUGCCGCCAGUCUAGGCGUGCCAUGCACCAACUGCGUGGCCUUUUCCAUCGAGUGCAAGAUCCCCACACCGAAACGCAAAAAGAAUCAGAACAAAUCGAAGGAGACGAGCGGAUCCGAAGCGGGCAGCGAGAGGCCCCCGACAAAGCAGGAAGAAGAAGCCCCCGCAGCAGAUGGCAAGAAUGCCUUUGGGUACCGCAGCAAUCGCAUGGCUGUCGACGGCAUGCCCGUCACCACCCUGUCCGAUCAGCAGGUCGCCGAACAAGCUUCUCAAAAUAACACCUAUGCCCAGUUCAUGAAGCCCAAGUUCGCCCGCGCCCCCAUAAAGGAAGCCGGGGAGGGUCGCCUACCUGGGCGAGUCGUCGAAUCUGUCGCUCCUGGUGCAGGAUCGCCAUGGAACGACCGAUGUCGUGCACUACCCCCCUUCCACAUCCGUGGCUCGCGCUCCCGAUUGACAGACUUGGAUAACCUGGAGUUGGAUAUACUACACCAACGUGGUGCAUUUCUGCUGCCACCCAAACCGCUGUGUGAUGAGCUCGUCGAGGCCUACUUCAAAUGGGUUGCCCCUGUCGUUCCCAUCGUGAACCGCAGUCGCUUCAUGCGCCAUUAUCGGGACCCCAAGAACCCACCAUCCUUGCUUCUUCUCCAAGCGAUUCUUCUGGCCGGAUCGAGGGUCUGCACCAACCCCCAGUUGAUGGAUGCGAAUGGCUCGACCACCCCUGCGGCCAUGACUUUCUACAAGCGCGCAAAGGCGCUGUACGAUGCCAACUAUGAAGACGACCGUGUCACCAUCGUUCAGGCUUUGGUUCUCUUGGGCUGGUACUGGGAGGGCCCGGAAGAUGUCACGAAGAAUGUGUUCUAUUGGACUCGGGUGGCCAUGGUUGUGGCCCAGGGAUCCGGCAUGCAUCGGAGCGUGGAAAGCUCGCAGCUGAGCAAGCCCGACAAGCGACUGUGGAAGCGCAUCUGGUGGACCCUCUUUACGCGAGAUCGAUCGGUUGCGGUCGCCCUAGGACGUCCCAUUGGCAUCAACACAGACGACUCGGAUGUGGGCAUGUUGACCGAAGACGAUUUCAUCGAGGACGAGAUCGACAUUGCGGCCGAAUAUCCCCCGGAUCCCGUGCAUGUGCAGUUCUUCCUCCAAUACGUCAAGCUUUGUGAGAUCAUGGGUCUUGUCCUAUCGCAGCAGUACUCGGUGGCAUCGAAAUCACGAAGAAUGAACGCUAUGGACCUGACGCACUCGGACAUGGCACUGGCCGAUUGGCUGCAGAAUUGUCCCCAAAGAAGUCUGCUGGCAGCGAUCGCGGCACCACUUCUGGGCCGCGCUUCUCCACGCAAACUACUAACGCACCAAGAAAUACGCUACACCCCGGCCUUCAUGUAUGUGCCCGCCCACCAGUGUGGCUCUUCUGAUACUCACCAAGUGAACAGUGUCUACAGUCUUUUCUCGGCUUUGAUUAUGCACGUCUAUCAAAUGCGGUCCUCAGUGCCUACCAUUGUCGCCACCUGCCAGGAAAGAAUCAACAUCUGUAUGCAGGCCCUCAAGGAUGUGUCCAAGGUUUGGCUGGUGGCAAAGAUGGUCCACACGCUGUUCGAGUCGAUUCUUGGAAACAAGGUUCUGGAAGAGCGACUCCAGAAGGCGGCCGGUAGAAGACACCAGAAAGUCCGGCCGGAGGCCAAUCAGCAACAGGCCUUGAGAAGACCCGAUCCGCCGCCCAAACGUAAGUUCGACGAUAUGGAUAUCGGUCUGCCGAAUGGAGGACCAACGCCGCCGGUGUCGUACGAGCGAUCACGGCCUCAAACGCCCGCCGUGACGCCUUCCCGGGAAUUGAGCCAACCGGGCUUGGGGGUGCCCCAGGCAUCCCCCACGGCUCACCGGGACGGAGGCCCUGGCAACUCUCGGGCCAACACCAGACCGACGACUCCCUUCAAUGGCCAGUUCUCCCUGCCGGCUACGCCCCCGGAUCUAUUCCUUGUCACGCGUACUUCUCCCAAUCUGUCGCCGUCUCUGUGGGAGAACUUCCAGCCUGAUCAGCUAUUCCCGGAUGGCACCGCGAUCUUCCCCGAAUUGACCUCUCCCCAGCACAAUGCGGUUGAUCCCCAGCUACAGAUGCAGACUCAGCUCCAGACGCAGGGGAUAGAUCAGCGGAUGAUGGGGCAGCCGGUGCCGUCGCGCAGCAUGUCAGGGACACAAGGCAGUCCCGAGUUGCUGUCAAGCAUGCCUCCGGGCAUUCCCUUACAGGGACAGCAACCGCCACAGAUGUUUGGCAUGGAGCACCAGGGAUCGUGGCCGAUGCAAGGCCUGGAGGCAACCCUGAGUGCUGCAACCGUGGAUCCCGCCAACCAGGAUGAUAACUGGAGUAGCAGCUCUCGUAGCGGGCCGACCGCGCCCACGACUUUGAACGUUGAGGAUUGGUUCCAAUUCUUCGGCAUUAAUGGCAGCUUGGGAUGGAAUGCGAAGACUGUCCAUGAUAUCUCUUUGAAGUUGGCCUACCGCUCUAACUGGCAGCCACCCCACAACAAGCAAAGUCAUCAUCUGACCAACCCUCCUACGCGCUAA
Molecule: messenger RNA, 2739 nt
Organism: Aspergillus terreus NIH2624
Lineage: Eukaryota; Fungi; Ascomycota; Eurotiomycetes; Eurotiales; Aspergillaceae
Gene: farA
Product: CeGAL family transcription factor
Exons: 10
Coding region: 1-2739 (912 amino acids)
Biological process (GO): regulation of DNA-templated transcription; DNA-templated transcription
Molecular function (GO): DNA-binding transcription factor activity, RNA polymerase II-specific; zinc ion binding; DNA binding
Source: RefSeq, a predicted model, not a curated record